This is a messenger RNA of Coregonus sp. 'balchen', 1752 nucleotides long. NCBI's taxonomy places the organism in Eukaryota, Metazoa, Chordata, Actinopteri, Salmoniformes, Salmonidae. The record is from the annotation of a GenBank genome assembly.
AUGCUGCUACACAACUUCCCUCUCACCACCCUCCUCCUCUCCACCAUCCCUGUCACUCCCCAGUGGGGGGCUGUUGGUGAGGCUAGCCUCUCUACAGGGCUAGUGGUCCAGGUCAUGCCCUUCACAAUGGUCUGGAACAUUCCCACAGCGCGCUCCCAGGAAUGCUACGGCAUCCACCUGGACCUGGGGGUCUUUGACAUUGUGGAGAGCCACCACUAGAACUUCAAGGGCCAGAACAUAAGCAUCUUCUACCGCAACCAGCUGGAACUACGCUUACAUCUCCCAGGAAGGUCUUCAGGUCAACGGAGGGGUUCCCCAGAGGGGCGACCUGGAGGCCCACCUGGCCCUGGCCCAGACUCAGAUCUCAGCCCUGCUCAGGCCGGGCUUCAACGGCCUGGCCUCUGUCAACAGGGAGGAGUUGCGCCCCCUGUGGUUGAGGGCUUUGGCAUGAAGCUGGAGUACCGCCGGCUGUCUAAAUCACUAGUGAGGCGUGAAUACCCAGAGCUAACCAAACCGGAAGGGAACUCCCUGGCCCAUAAGGAGUUUGAGAGGGGCAACAGGGCCUUCAUGUAUUGGACGCUGCGGUUAGGAGUGUGCCUGCGACCGAGGGGACUUUGGGGUUUCUACGGCUUCCCUGAAUGCUUCAACCACCACAGGAAGCAGAAAGGACACAGCUACACAGGCCACCGCCAUCCCAAGACCAGGCAGAAGAAUGACCAGCUAGCAUGGCUGUGGUGACAGUCCACCUCCCUCUACCCCGGUAUCUACCUACCCCAGCGGCUGACAGGGUCCUCUGAUGUCACCCUCCUGGUCAGGCAUAGGCUCCUGGAAGCCCUGAGGGUGGCGAACCAAUACCCCACUGCCAUCCAUGCCACUCCUGUACUGCCCUAUGCCAGACUGGCAUUCGCCCACACCCUCCACUUACUCAACAAGGUAAAGUAUAAAGUAUAACAUUACUGUUACCACUGAUGCACUUAUGUUAUGAAUAUUAUACAGUCUUUGAUAUAAUACCUGGCACAAUGUACUGUUCUCAUGGAUUAUAUGGCUUUGUGGAAUACUGUACACUUAGAACCUAAGUUUUAGGUAAAGUAAUCAAGCUGGUAUCCCAUUAAUCUGGGCAUGUUGACAGUGACAUAUGGGCACACCUGGCAGGAGAUGCCAGCACACACCGGGAAAGAUAUUCUGUCCCUCUUACGUCUUCCAGUGUGUAUGCAUUUUUGUAUUUGGUUGAUGUGUGUGUGUGUGUGUGUGUCAGUGGAGGCUGCUGAGGGGAGAACGGCUCAUAAAGGCUGGAACGGAGCAUAUGGAAUGGCAUCAAACAUCUGGAAACCAUGUUUGAUGUAUUUGAUACCAUUCCACCUAUUCCGCUCCAGUCAUUACCACGAGCCCUGGACUCCCCAAUUAAGGUGCCACCAACCUCCUGUGGGGUUCGCUAAGUCAAAGGUCAGAUCCUAUAGACCUCAGUCUGUACAUGUACAUCCACUAUAAUAUACACAUAUUAUACACAUAAAUACCUCUACAGACAUUAUUACCUUGACUGUGUAUGCAGUUCAGUUUCUAUUAGAUAAUUUUUUAUGUUUAGUAUUUGUAAAUUAAUCUCUCUCUCCCUCCUCUCCACAGCGUCAGUGUGUGAUACUGAGGGACUACAUUCAUUCUAAACUGGGAGAGUACAUAAGCACCCUGAAGAGAGGGGUGCAGCGAAGAGCGAACCGAUGGCAACGAUCGUUGUGCCAGAGGGGACCCAUACUCUGA